This is a messenger RNA of Zasmidium cellare ATCC 36951, 4386 nucleotides long. RefSeq lists its product as uncharacterized. The coding region runs from base 1 to 4386 and encodes 1461 amino acids. The transcript has a single exon. Gene Ontology annotation, cellular component: cytoplasm. Lineage: Eukaryota; Fungi; Ascomycota; Dothideomycetes; Mycosphaerellales; Mycosphaerellaceae. Gene Ontology annotation, biological process: amino acid activation for nonribosomal peptide biosynthetic process; secondary metabolite biosynthetic process. Gene Ontology annotation, molecular function: phosphopantetheine binding. The record is from RefSeq and is a predicted model, not a curated record.
AUGAUUCCGCCAGUCAGAGCCAGUUCUGAUUUGACUCUCGACGACCCUCGAGUACUCAGAGGGACCAGUACUCUUCGGACUGCACCUAAUCCACCAUCAUCGGCAACAACACUCCCACAACUCUUCGCCCACUGGGCAAGGCGACAACCUAACAGUGUCGCCUACUCCUGCCAAACGGACCAUGGACGCAAGGAGGUAACAUUUGCUGAGGCAGACGCCAUCGCCUCGUCGUUAGCAGUCCAACUCGCACAACUCCAUCCAGACAGACAUGCCAGCGACAAGGCUCCAGUGGUCGCCAUCUGGCUCGAGAAGGGUCUCGACCUGAUCCUCAGCAUACUAGCGACAACAUACUCUGGCGCAACAUGGCUUCCCUUUGACCCAGAUGUUCCGGUCGACCGUGCAGCUGUUUGUGUCCUGGACGCAUCAGCGUGUGCCAUCAUCUGCGAUGCAGCGCAUUUGGACCGAGUUCGUGAGGUUGAAGAGCGUGUGGCUCCAACUCUUGCAGCCACUGGCAAGACCGCAUUACACGUUCGCACCUUCGAUGACCUCUCAACCAACGUUGGAGAGUCGUCAUCAACACUGUCUCUCACAGCUCUUGCCGGACCAAGCCCACGAGACGCAGCAUACUUGAUCUACACAUCAGGUACGACGGGGACACCCAAAGGUAUCGCCAUACCGCACUCUGCGGCCCUGACCUUCUCCUUGAGUGAAAGGGAGGUCCUCCAGACCAGCCCCGGCGAUAUUGUAUGGAAUGGCUUCAGCCCGGCAUUCGAUAUGUUCGUGGAGGAGAUGUGGAUCACUGUCGCUGGUGGAGGCCAUCUAGCAAUCGGGACACGAGAGGAGUGCAGAGACGUGGGUGGUCUACCAAAGAUCUGGGAAGCCCGGGGAGUCUCAGUCGUCAAUGCUGUUCCCACUUUGAUCGGCAUCAUGUGCAUCUCACAAGCCGACAGCGACUCAUACCUCAUCCCGCCAUCGAUACGACUCAUCAACCUUGGUGGUGAGGCAUGCCCGCCUUCGUUAGUCGAUCGUCUCUCGAGACCGGGCCUGCGGAUCGUGAACACAUAUGGUCCAACAGAGACCACGGUCACUGCGACCUGGGAUGAGCUGCAACCAGGGGUACCAGUCACGAUCGGUAGGCCACUGCCAUCAUACCAUGCCUGCAUAUUACCAAUAUCGGACGACGGAGUACCGGUACCUCUGGAGCCCUUAGAGUUGGGCGAGGGUGUCGAAGGAGAACUAGCGAUCGGUGGUCCAUGUGUUGGACUGGGCUACGUGGGCCGGACAGAGCUAACAGCACAAAAGUUCAUUCAACACCCUCUCGCACCAAACAGUGGAGAGCGAUUAUAUCAGACAGGAGACAGAGUCAAGCUGCAGGCCGACUUGAAGAUUGUCUUCCUUGGCCGUAUCGAUACUCAAGUCAAGCACCGUGGAUUCCGCGUCGAACUCGGCGAGAUCGAGUCACGACUGAGCAGCCAUCCAGACGUUCAAGCUGCAGCAGUCAUAUUGGCCAACGCGGGAUCGGAGGCAGCUCGUCUGGAAGCCUUUGUGGUGAUCAGGCCCGAGACUGUUCAGGACGUAGCCUCGAUCAACCAGCUUGCGUCGCAGCAUCUACCGUCUUACAUGCGACCAGAGGAAGUCUACUUCCUGAAUGCCAAUGAGAUGCCGAGACUACCCAGCGGAAAGAUCAACUCGAAGGCAUUGCAUGAGUUGUCUGUCCGGAAAGCCGCAGAGAUCUCGGCUUUGGCGCAAGUCGGAAAGGAUGUCUCGGAGUCGAUCAGUGGCAUUGACGAGAGUAGCGCCCUUGGGAUACUAUUGACAACGCUGGCAUCGGUCCUCAAGCAUCCCAGCCACAUCGAUCCAGAAGCCGACUUCUUCAACGACCUGGGUGGUCAUUCACUCGUGGCAGCCAUGCUAGUAUCACGCCUGCGGAAAGAGCCGAUGUUCGCCUCCAUGGGUCUACCCGAUAUCUACGAAGGCCGCACUCCAUCCAACAUCGCCGCACGGUUCGCCGUCUCGGAAGAUGGUCAGAGCAGCACCAUCGCAGGCUCUGAAGACUUCGACGAGGGCGAAGACACUGGUCCACAGACUGGAGAUUUCUGGACAUUCUCACAGACUAGAUUCGUUCUCUGCGGCCUCGCACAGCUUAUCCCGCUGCUCUUCCUCUUCUUCGUCUACUCCAUCGAGAUCCUGGUUCCAUAUCUAUUGUUCGACUUCUUCAUUCGAGACCGUGAAAGCAUUGGCUACGCACUCUUGGCCGCAUAUGCCGUCUUCGUCGCUCUACCACCGGCAAUGGGGUUGAUCGCCAUCGUCGGCAAGUGGCUGGUGCUUGGCAAGGCCAAAGAAGGAGAGUAUCCCCUUUACGGGGUAUACUACUUCCGCUGGUGGCUGGCUUCACGAUUUGCUGCCCUCGCCAACCCCAAGCUCAUUGCGGAUUCGCCGCUCUACCCGUUCUUCUUGCGAGCUAUGGGAGCCAAGAUUGGUCGAUACUGUCACCUAGGCGCUAUGGGUAUUGGUGCCUGCUGCGAUCUUGUGGAGAUUGGAGACGAUGUGAUCGUUGGCUCGGAUGUCAUCCUCUCAGUCAGUGUCGUGGAAAGAGGGAGAUUGGUCCUCAAGAAGGUGACCAUUGGCAACGAGGCCAGAAUCGGCUCCAACACUGUCAUCGAAGGCGGUGCUGUUGUGGAUGAAGGCGCCGAUGUUGGCCCCCUUUCCAUGGUCCCAGACGGCAUGCGCAUACCGAGCUUCCAACGCUUCCACGGCUCUCCAGCACGAUUCGACCGCGAGCUCAAGCACGACGAGAUCGGCAUUGCAAAACCCUCCCGCCCUUCGAAAGCUCGCUCGUUUGCGAUGUGUCUUGGCCACACGUUCAUCACGGUCUUAUUACUUCCGCUGCUCUACCUCGUGCCGCAGAUUCCAGGUCUGAUGCUCUUCAACGUGGUCGAUCUGCGCUCCGUGGGCCAGUGGGGACAGGUCGCCAUCUUGUCGCUGCCUAUUGCCUUCGCAUACCAACUUCUACUCUUCUUCCAGCUGAUUAUCUUCCGCCGCGUCGUACUCGGGGUCAUGCGAGAAGGCACGUACCGCCUUUACAGCCAAUGGUACCUGCGGAAGUGGUUCAUCGACAGACUCAUGGAUCUGGCUCUGGACGUGCUGCAUCCCGUCUUCGCGACGCUCUAUAUCGUCCCCUUCCUUCGCGCUCUUGGCGUCAAAAUCGGCAAUCGCGCUGAGAUCUCGACGGCUCGUGGCCUCAACUUCGAGCUCCUCGAAGUGGGCGAAGAGUCUUUCGUCGCCGAUGCCGUCCUGCUCGGUGACGUGAAGAUCCGAGGCAACGAGCUGACGCUCAAGAAGACGAAGCUUGAAUCACGAGCUUUCGCCGGCAACGUCUCUCUGCUCCCAGGAGGCACAACACUAGCGUCAGGAACCCUCGUAGGAGUCCUCUCAAUCGCACCACCACCUGAAAAGCCCCUCCCCAGCGGAACCUCUUGCUUUGGGUCACCACCAGUCCUCAUGCCCGCCCGUCAGCGCGCCACCGGCCAUGCUGACAACCUUCUCUUCCGCCCCUCCAAAGGCCGCAUCGCAGCUCGCCUCGCGAUCGAAGGAAUCCGCAUCGUCCUCCCUCGCGCCCUCAUCAUCUUCGGCCUGGGCUUCUCCCUCCAAGUCGCAUACCUCGGCUACAGCGGCAUCGGCGCCGUCAACACCCUCCUGAUGCUGCCCCUUUUCUACUUCAUCAUGUUCGCCCUCCCCGCCCUCUUCAUCACCGUGGCUUUGAAAUGGCUCCUCAUCGGCGCCUACAAACCCGCCGAAUGGCCCCUCUGGUCCCUCAACGUCUGGCUGAGCGAGUUCAUCACCAGCACCUACGAGACAAUCACCGUGCCUCUCCUCACGAACAUGCUUGUCGGCACGCCCUACCUCGCCAUGUGCUUCCGCCUCUUCGGCGUCAAGAUCGGCAAGCGCGUCACGAUGCUGCACAGCGACAUCACCGAGCACGACUGCGUGACCAUCGGCGACGAAGCCAUCGUCAACCAGCUCUGCGGGGCGCAGACGCAUCUCUUCGAAGACCGUAUCAUGAAGAUCGGGAAUAUCGAUUUCGGGAGGAGGAGUUGUAUCAAGCCUUACUCCAUCUGUCUUCCUGGAAGCUCCCUCUCGGACGGGGCACAGCUUGGCAGUCUGUCCCUAGUCAUGAAGGGCGAGACGUUGCCUGAUAAUACGGCUUGGGAGGGCGCUCCUGUUGUGCCAAGGGCGAAGAGGAGGAGAGGUCCUCUGCCAGCAGUAUGCACCAACUCGUCGACCUCGCAAAGAACUUUGAGGGGCGGAAGCGAGUGCUCCGUGGAGGAGGAAAAAGUUGGUUCGAGUAAGGCUUCGACGGUGGUUGAAGGUCGGGCGACUCGGUAA